Condylura cristata (star-nosed mole) is the source of this 3535-nucleotide messenger RNA. It is a transcript of the gene ACTR5, whose product is annotated as ARP5 actin-related protein 5 homolog (yeast). Gene Ontology annotation, biological process: regulation of DNA-templated transcription. The record is from RefSeq and is a predicted model, not a curated record. Lineage: Eukaryota; Metazoa; Chordata; Mammalia; Eulipotyphla; Talpidae. Bases 1 to 1848 code for a protein of 615 amino acids. The transcript has 9 exons. Gene Ontology annotation, cellular component: cytoplasm; Ino80 complex.
AUGGCGGCGGCCAGUGCAGCCGGCCUGGCGGCGAAUGUGUUCCAGUUCCGCGACGUUCGUGCCGCGCCGGAUCCGGUGCUAGAGGCCGGCCCGGUCGCACAUGGGCCACUGCCAGUACCGCUGGUGCUGGACAAUGGAUCGUUCCAGGCUCGUGCCGGCUGGGCAUGCCCAGGUCCGGACCCCGGCCCCGAGCCGCGCUUGCAGUUCCGCGCAGUGUGCGCCCGCGGGCGUGGCGGGGCUCGGGGCGGGGCAGGCCCGCAGGUGGGCAACGCCUUGGGUAGCUUGGAGCCUCUGCGCUGGAUGCUGCGUUCGCCCUUCGACCGCAACGUACCGGUCAACCUGGAGCUGCAGGAGCUGUUGCUUGACUACAGCUUCCAGCACCUGGGGGUCUCCUCACAGGGCUGUGUUGAUCAUCCCAUAGUUUUGACAGAAGCUGUGUGCAACCCUCUGUAUUCACGACAAAUGAUGUCUGAGCUUCUUUUUGAGUGCUACGGGAUCCCCAAGGUUGCCUAUGGAAUCGACAGCCUUUUCAGCUUCUACCACAAUAAGCCAAAGAACUUGAUUUCCACUGGGCUCAUCGUCUCAUCUGGAUACCAGUGUACACAUAUUUUACCCAUCUUAGAAGGGAGGUUAGAUGCUAAAAACUGCAAGCGCAUCAACCUUGGAGGCAGCCAAGCAGCUGGCUACCUCCAGCGUCUCCUCCAGCUGAAGUACCCUGGGCACCUGGCGGCCAUCACGCCGAGCCGCAUGGAGGAGAUCCUGCACGAGCACAGCUACGUCGCUGAGGAUUAUAUAGCAGAAUUGCAGAAGUGGCAGUGCCCUGACUACUAUGAAGACAAUGUCCACAAAAUGCAGCUCCCAUUUUCCAACAAGCUCCUCGGGAGCACUCUGACCUCUGAGGAGAAGCAGGAGAAGCGGCAGCAGCAACUGCGGCGGCUACAGGAGCUCAACGCCCGUCGGCGGGAGGAGAAGCUGCAGCUUGACCAGGAGCGACUGGACAGGCUGCUGUAUGUGCAGGAGCUUCUGGAGGAUGGCCAGAUGGACCAAUUCCACAAAGCUCUGAUGGAGCUGAACAUGGACUCGCCAGAAGAGCUGCAGUCCUACAUACAAAAGCUCAGCUCAGCAGUGGAGCAAGCGAAGCAGAAAAUCCUUCAAGCAGAAGUCAGCCUCGAGGUGGAUGUGGUAGACAGCAAGCCAGAGACCCCUGACCUGGAGCAGCUGGAGCCAUCUUUGGAAGACGUGGACAGCAUCCAUGAUUUUGAGCCCUUGUUUUCCGAGGAGACGCCUGAGGUGGAGAAGCCGGUCACCACUGUCCAGCCCGUCUUUAACUUGGCAGCAUAUCAUCAGCUGUUUGUUGGGACAGAAAGAAUUCGAGCUCCAGAAAUUAUCUUCCAGCCGUCGCUCAUAGGAGAAGAGCAGGCGGGGGUGGCAGAGACGCUGCAGUACAUUCUGGACAGGUACUCGAAGGAUGUGCAGGAGGCGCUGGUUCAGAAUGUCUUCCUCACUGGCGGGAACAUGAUGUAUCCUGGGAUGAAGGUGAGAAUCGAGAAGGAGCUGCUGGAGAUGAGGCCCUUUCAGUCUUCUUUCCAGGUCCAGCUUGCCUCCAACCCAGUGCUGGACGCUUGGUACGGUGCUCGUGACUGGGCCUUGGACCACCUAGAUGACAAUGAAGUCUGGAUCACCAGGAAAGAAUAUGAAGAAAAGGGCGGCGAGUACUUCAAGGAGCACUGCGCUUCAAACAUCUACGUCCCCAUCCGCCUGCCAAAGCAGGCCUCCCGCUCCUCAGAAGCCCAGGCUUCUGGCAAAGGCGCAGCGGCCAGUGGAGGUGGUGCUGGCGAGCAGGCGUAGCAGAGGGGCCCCGGGGGCGAGGGCCAGUCGGUCGGAUGAUGGAUGGAUGCCAGAGGUGUCCGGCCUGAAUCUGCUGGUGACGUUUGACUGCAGGCUGGAUUUCUCCUGGGGAGAACAGUUAAGGGACACUGGGAGUUACCUUCAGGACGGAGUGCGUGUGGGCUUCUGUGGUGAGGAGUGGCCAUUGUGGGAACCGCGAGCGAGCUGUGCAGCUGCUUCCUGCCGCACUAAUGAACACAGGGUGCAGGACGGCUGGGCUUAUCUCUUACUGCACUUAAAGCCUCCGAUUUUGUUUUGUAAAGUGCUUUAUAUUUUAUAUUGUCAGUGUAGAUAUUUUUCUGAAUUCAAUAAUUGUGUGAAGGCCUUUCAGGCAGAGGUCUUUCACAUACAUAGAAAAAGGUCCUGUUCAUGCAACGAAAGCAGUUGCGCGCAGAAUCUGGUGGUGGAAACCCGCUCCCUCCUCCCGUUACUCCCCUUUCACAUGAGGGAGAACUGAGUAGAGUACUCUGCCAGGGCUCGCCUGGUGCCCUUUCUCCGUGGCGGGAAUGAGGCUGGCAUCCACCUUUUGUUUAUGCCUCCCUUGCUGGAAACUUUCCCAGCAUCUGGGGCCUUCCUGUCAGUUUCAGAUUUUUGACUGAGUUUGUUGGCUGCUUCCCUUUCUCAGGCCUUUCUGAAGAAAGAGACUAGAAGUUAGUGCUGUAGGUAGCAGAGGCUGCAAAACCACCUUUGCAGUUUUGCCAUAGUCUCGCCUUCCCUGCACCUCUGUGUUAACGGGACAGUGGCCCCUCUCUUGUGUAGACUCAAAUACACCCAGUCAUUCCUCUCAGAAGGGCCUUGAGCUCUGUCAUCCUUGUCACAUCUGUACAGUCACAGGACUGUACAUUUAAGUCCCAUGGAACCUCAAGCCCGCCGUCCGCAAACUGCUCAUAGGUGCUUUCUGGUGAUCACCAGUACUCAGGCUAGACACUGGAAUCCAGCAGGGGGUCAGUGGUGUUGGAGAAGGUGGAAGUCCCAGGGUGUCACCAUGAGCCGCUGGUGAGACAGGACAAGCACCCGCUGCUCAGAAAAGGUAGGUGUGAAGAAGGCAGGGCCGCCCCGGAAGGAGAGCAGGAGGUGUUUGCAUGUACACUUCCAAGAAGGGGAGCUGUCGAACGGCUGCUGGCCCUGGGCUCUUCUCCCAGAGUCAAGCUUCCAAAAGUCUGAACAGCAGUGGAAGGCCAAGAAUUCUUUGGAGGCCCCCCCCCCCAAUGGGAGGAACCCUGGGGGCAGGUAAGCAGGGAUGCAUCAUGAUCAAAGGAGCAUGAGGCCGGACCUGCCCAGGGUUCCUGCAGACUGGGGGGCCCCAGGCGGAGGGUUGGUUUUGUGAGCGGAGGUCAAAGGAGUGAGCCAGAGCCCUGCAGUUUCGCCUCCUUUGCAACCCGCCCACCCACCUUUGUGGGCCAUCUCAGGCAUCUGCUUGCCCUUGCUGGGCACACCAGGCAAGAGCCAGCUCCUGCAGGGUCCCCAGCACCUGGCACAAGCCACCACAGUGCUCUGGGCUGUAUCUCUGCGCCAGGAUGGCUUCUUCUGAAUUGCAAGGUGUCCCCCCAAAGCAAGUAGAUCAGCUAGGAGUACCCACAACCUAGCACUGGAUUUGAGGGUGCUGAGGACUCAGGAUUUUUAAUGAGUGACCAACUGGUUGCAUAAA